This is a messenger RNA of Oldenlandia corymbosa var. corymbosa, 468 nucleotides long. The record is from the annotation of a GenBank genome assembly. Lineage: Eukaryota; Viridiplantae; Streptophyta; Magnoliopsida; Gentianales; Rubiaceae.
AUGGACAUCGUCCAAAUAGCAUGUGCGUUCAUGGAGCAAUGGCAGCCAGACACGAAUUCGUUCCACAUGCUUUUUGAGAAGAUAACCAUCCUGCUUCAUGAUGUCCAGUGCAUUUUGUCCAUCCCUGUGGAGGGAGAGAUGAUGACGGACGAUCCCAAGUGGGAAACAGCGAAGAACCAGUGUAUGAGUCUUUUGAACAUAUCUGCGGAAGAUAUGAAACCCCCGAACUAUAAGAGUGGAGCUAUGUUAGAGUCAUUUGUCAAGGACCGAGUCCGGGGUAGCACAAACCCAGAGGUGGUGUGGAAGCCAUUCGGAAUAGAAGGCAGCAUUGUUCAAUACUGGACAAAUCAGUGGUCCGACCUUACUGCUAGAGCUAUCAACAAGCUGAGGGUGACCGAUGACGAUUAUGACCCGGAAUUACAGAAGGAAUAUGAUGAUCUCAUUCUUCACUGGAGCCAGGCGCGUUGA